Molecule: messenger RNA, 1481 nt
Organism: Synchiropus splendidus (mandarinfish)
Lineage: Eukaryota; Metazoa; Chordata; Actinopteri; Syngnathiformes; Callionymidae
Gene: bnipl
Product: BCL2 interacting protein like
Exons: 9
Coding region: 136-1170 (344 amino acids)
Biological process (GO): apoptotic process
Cellular component (GO): cytoplasm
Source: RefSeq, a predicted model, not a curated record
GGUCAGACCUGUGGGACAGCACCAGAGUCAGACAGGGAAGUCCUGCCGUGGGAGGAUGAUGAAGCUGUGACAUUGACACACACGACCCCCGGCGGCUAGUCAGGACCCAGCGUGACAUCGUCGGCAGCCGGUGACAUGGACACAGCCGACAGGAUGGUGGGCGACUCGGGGCGCCUGGACAUGGAGGACCUCGAGCUGAAAGAGGAGUGGCAGGAUGAUGGCUUCCCCAGGCCUCUACCAGAGGACGGUGGGCGUCCAGCGGCCGGAGCAGGUUCCGGUCGAGCUCCACCCACCUCUCUGGACCUUUCUGGGGAGGGUGGUGCCAGGAAGAAGCGCCUGGUUGCGCCGUCGCUCAGCUUGACGUUGAGCCGCGGAGACUCACACGACCCGAGCACUGACGGCUUCUCGGCUGCGGCUCUGUCGGCCUCACCAGAGGAAGGUCUGUCACUGGACAUCAACCUGGAGGCACUGGAGACGCCAUCGGACAGUGAGACCGAGCCGCUGCCCGAGACCACGCAUGAGCUGGAGUGGGAGGACGACUUCCCACGCAUGAGCUCCAGUACAGUAGAGGGCGCCACGGGGCGAACAGAGUACUCUGAGAUGGGCCUCGUGGAGCUGGACCAGGUGGAUGGCAAGGGGCGCAGAUGGAGGAAGUUCUGUGUGUCUGGGCUGGAGUACCAUGUGGACAUGAGCGUGCUGGAGCCGUACCUGCAGGUCCUGUCACACGGAGGUUACUAUGGAGACGAUAUGAACGCCAUCAUCCUGUUCACAAGCUGCUACCUGCCGGAGAACACGGUGGAGGACUACGACUAUGUGAUGGACAACCUCUUCAGGUACAUUGUGGGGACCCUAGACCUGAUGGUGUCAGAGAACUACCUGCUUGUCUACCUGUGCGCCAUGGCGCCCCGAAACAAGCUGCCUCCCAUUAAGUGGGUGCACCAGUGCUACGCCUCUAUUGACCGAAGGCUGAAGAAGGACCUGAAGGGGCUGCUGGUGGUCCACCCGGCCUGGUACAUCAGAGCCUUGAUCACCAUGGUCAAGCCCUUCAUCAGUGACAAAUUCAGUAGGAAGAUUCACUUCGUGCACUCGCUCCAGGAACUUUCUCAGAUGAUCCCCACAGACCGGCUGCAGAUCCCCGACGCCAUCCGCCAGUUUGAUGCAGCCAGAUGACCAAGUAUCUCUUGUGUUGACCUUUGACCUCCUGCCCGGAACCACAGACGUGAGCAGAGUGGAGACUGCUCUGUUUCAAAGUAGAAGUUCCACGGGAUGACUGUGGACCAGACCAGGGUCAGUCAAGGACCAGGUCGGCGGGGCCAGAACUUUUUGUGACGCUGUGGCAAUAUUUUGAUUUGUAAUUAUUUAUGUUUUUUAACGCCAAUUGUUAAGACCCUAAUGUGAUGCUUCACUCUUCAUCUCCUCUUCUGUGACUCCCCCAGUUGUGAUGUGAUCAACAUUGAACUAGUCAAAGAAACAUUUGAAUA